UGCAUGCAGCCAACGUCUUCUCUGACCCCUCCCACUUUGGCUCAACUCUCCUCGCUCGCUUGGAGCUCUUCAAUUUCUAAAACCAUUCAAUUUUGCUCGUCCACUAGACUUGCAAAUUGAACAGAGAGAGUGACGUGUCCAAAGAAAGAGCCUCAGCGAGAGAAAUCUGCGUGAACUUGUGGUGGCCAUGCAACCUCCUAGCUAGAAUACAAACUGGCUGAGUAAGGGAAUGACCUAUCUAAAUUCACAAUUUCCUCUCCUUCUCUCUGCCCUCUCGCACGCAGGAGAUUGUUGUUCAUGCGCCUCGAAUUGAGUUCGUUUUAGGAAAAACUAGUGAGGUUAGGUUAAUUUGAUUUUCUGCUAGCUGGGAAAAGGCGCAAACACCCGGCGUGCGUACCUGUUUGAGGGUGGAUAUGCUCGCGGUGGAACAGCUGCGAGGGUCCAAUGGCGAGGAAGGGGCUCUGGGGAGCUUCUCCAUCGGCGGGGACGAGACGUUCGGGGACGAGGCGUUCCUUGACGACGUCAGCUUCGGGGACCUCUUCAUGGGGAUCGACGUCGACGGCGACGUGCUGCCGGACCUCGAGCUGGAUCCGGCUGAUAUUUUCGCGGAGUUCUCGGUGGGGAGCGCGGAGGCUGAGGAUUCGGCGACGAGCGCGACGGCCUGGCCAGUCGACUCGGCGGCGGAAGGCCUAGCGGUGGAGGUGGAGACGGAGGCCGGGGAGGGGGCGGUGAGCGCUGUAGGAAAGGAGGAAGCGGCCGCCGCGCUGGCACUGACAGAAGAGAGCAACAAGAGCCGUAAGCCAUCGCCGGCGGCGAAGAGUUCGCAGUCGCAGGGGAAGCGCAAAGCGAAGGUGGACUGGACGCCGGAGCUUCACCGGAGGUUCGUUCAGGCUGUGGAGCAGCUGGGGAUCGACAAGGCCGUGCCCUCGAGAAUUUUAGAACUCAUGGGGAUCGACUGCCUCACUCGCCACAACAUCGCGAGCCACCUUCAAAAGUACCGAUCGCACCGAAAGCAUUUGCUGGCCCGAGAGGCGGAGGCAGCGAGCUGGAGCCAGCGGCGGCAGAUCUACUCAGGCGGCGGCGCCGGCUCCACGGUUAAGAGGCCAGACAUCAACCCGUGGCUGGCUCCGACGAUCGGAUUCCCUCCUCGGCAUCAUCCCCCGCCCCCGCCGCCGACGCAACUCCAGCCCUUUCGCCCGCUCCAUGUCUGGGGCCACCCCACGGUCGGUGAAGGCGCGCCGAUGCCCGCUCCCCACGUCUGGCUCCGUCACCUCGCCCCGCGGUCUCCGACGCCGACGCAACCCUGGGCGGCUGCUCAGCCGCCUGUGGAUCCCUCCUACUGGCACCACCACUACCCAAGAGGAAUAGUUGCACAAGCCAUGACUCAGGGAACGCCUUGCUUUCCUCAACCAUUGCCGGCGGCGAGAUUCGCUGGGGCCGCGGUGCCAGGAAUAGUUCCUCAUCAUCCUAUCUACAGCGCUAUUCCUCCUCCCCCACCUCUUCCUGUUCUGAGCAAGCUUUCCAACUCAGAACUACAGCUUGAUGCGCACCCUUCGGUCGAAAGCAUAGAUGCGGCUAUUGGAGAUGUGUUAGCAAAGCCAUGGCUGCCGUUGCCGCUUGGGUUGAAGCCCCCUGCAGUGGACAGUGUGCUAGUAGAGCUGCAGAAGCACGGAGUCUCGAAAGUCCCACCUCGUGCCUGAUUCGUCGGAUGUAUCGUCUAUAUGUACAUAUAGUUUACGUGCAUCGCAUGCAUGACGAUCGAUGACGGGCCAGGUGGUGAUUCAUUUUCUUCGUCUCGUCAGUUGGAGCACAGCACGUACGUGAGGGAGAGAACAAUUUCAAAACUCGUCGAUAUGAACUUUUCCUAGCUACUAGCUAGCGCUAUACUCUUUUUCCUCUGAUGGACUACUUAUUAAAUAAUCCUUCUGUCGAGUGAUCGAGUGAUGCUUUUGUAACGUUGAAGAACGACUAUAGCUUAACGAUGUAUAUACGCGUACCAUUCCACCAUUUUGGGAAAUGUUGUGUCGUAUUUUACUUCUA
This is a messenger RNA of Zingiber officinale, 2040 nucleotides long. Its product is annotated as probable transcription factor GLK1. Bases 414 to 1700 code for a protein of 428 amino acids. The transcript has 6 exons. Gene Ontology annotation, cellular component: nucleus. Gene Ontology annotation, molecular function: transcription cis-regulatory region binding; DNA-binding transcription factor activity. The record is from RefSeq and is a predicted model, not a curated record. Gene Ontology annotation, biological process: positive regulation of DNA-templated transcription. NCBI's taxonomy places the organism in Eukaryota, Viridiplantae, Streptophyta, Magnoliopsida, Zingiberales, Zingiberaceae.